This is a messenger RNA of Trichoderma aggressivum f. europaeum, 1317 nucleotides long. RefSeq lists its product as uncharacterized. Lineage: Eukaryota; Fungi; Ascomycota; Sordariomycetes; Hypocreales; Hypocreaceae. Gene Ontology annotation, cellular component: cytoplasm. The coding region runs from base 1 to 1317 and encodes 438 amino acids. The record is from RefSeq and is a predicted model, not a curated record. Gene Ontology annotation, molecular function: electron-transferring-flavoprotein dehydrogenase activity; flavin adenine dinucleotide binding. The transcript is spliced from 3 exons.
AUGCUGGAAAAAGCAAGACUGUACACAAAGAUUGUGGGUUAUACCCUCUACGUUAUCUGGGCAGAGCUACGACUUGCUCUCGGAGCCGCCAUCGUGCGACGACAAGCCUCCUGGUUUGGGUCUUUAGGAGCAGAGGAAAGGACUCGCAAUAUCGUCAUCGUCGGUGCUUCUUUUGCAGGUUACCGUGUGGCUCAAAUCGUUGCGAAAGCCUUGCCUCCACGAAGCCCGUAUCGAGUCGUCGUCAUCGAGCCAAACAGCCAUUUUCAGUUUACUUGGGUGCUUCCGAGAUUUUGCGUUGUUCAAGGCCACGAGCACAAGGCUUUCAUUCCUUAUGGGGGAUAUCUGAAAGGGGCCAUAGAGGGUUCAUACCGCUGGGUGAAGGACAGGGUCACCGACAUUGAUCGCACGUCUGUGAAGCUGCAGGACAGCGGCGAGGUGAUCCCAUACGAAUUCCUUGUCAUUGCUACGGGAGCAGGGGUCAAAGAUGGCCUUCCAUCGCGAGUCAAUGCUACAGAAAAGCUACAGGGGAUGAAGCUCCUGCAGGGGAUGCAAAAAGGAAUCGAAGCAGCCAACACGGUCGUCGUCGUUGGAGGAGGCGCCGCUGGAGUCGAAGUCGCCACAGAUGCCAAGGCCCUCUAUCCAGAAAAGCACAUCAUCUUGGUCCACUCAAGGCCGGCGGUGAUGCAUCGUUUUGGCAAAGGCCUCCAAAAAGCUGCGCGAGAAGGCCUUGAACGACUAGGCGUGGAACUUAUCCUCGAAGACCGCGUUGUGGAGGAAGAUGCGGCUUCGGGAACAGUGACCCUGAAAUCUGGCCGAAAGAUCUCCUACGAUUUCUAUAUGAACUGUGCCGGACAAAGGCCACUCUCCGACGUGAUUGCCAACCUUUCUCCCAACUCGAUCUCGUCCACGGGGCACAUCAAAGUCAAGCCAACCCUUCAAAUAGACGAUGAUUCUCUGCCGAAUGUCUACACAUGCGGUGAUGUUGCCGAUACCAAGACUCCGAAUCCAAACUCUCGAUCAGGUACGCGUCAAGCAACUAUUGUGGCGGAAAAUAUUCUCCUUGCAGUUGCCGGCAAGAAGCCGCGCCACAUCUACAAGAACUACUGGGUAGAUGGGAUAAUUAAAUUGACUCUGGGACUGGAUCGAUCAGUCACCCACCUUGGAGAUGGAAUUUCCGAGCUACUCUUUUCAUCAAAAGAAACGGACGAGGCUCUCAUGUCUGCCAUGUGCUGGUCGCGCAUGGGAGAGAAGCCAUUUGAAGACACAUACAUGGAUGAUCACGCAGCUGAGGUGGAGGCAGAUUCCAGCAAGGUAUGA